AUGAAACUUUCCACUCUACCGGAAUCGAUAAACUGGAAUCACACUUGUCGGCGCAGAUCACAACUUAGACCUCCUACAGGAGCAGAGCAUUGUGGAACCCGGCAGCUUCGCACGCAUGAAAGAAAUAUAAUGAUGCGACUUGGUCUAACGCUGUCGCUCGUUUCUUCCUUUCAAAUAUUCCAGCAGUCCGUCAUAAACGAGAUGCGCGACGUCGACAGAAAGGAUCCUGUGUUCUCUAUAGCUAGCGCAGCUUUCCCACUGGGACAAUUUAUAUCAACGUUGUUUCUGGCGUUCCAUCCAAUCUCUGCCAAGAAAGGACUUAUAGCGGAUUCAUGGUUUCUAAUUGCAGGAUCUGUUGUUACACUUAUUCCCAGACUAAUUGCAGUCAUCACAAGUACAAAUGAAGCAAACUGGCAUGAAAUCUUUUGGUCUAUACUAUGCAUUGGCCGUUUUCUGGUUGGCUGUGGAGCCGGAAUCGGCUUCGUCUGUGUGACUAUUGUGCUGUACGACGAGAUUCCGUACAUUUCGCGCCCAGCCCACUUCCUUGUGCUUGGUCUCGCGUUCGCUUUUGGCACAUUGGUGAUUAAUGUUACUCCGCUUGUCGACGUACCCGACCUCGCCAUCCUUGUCUUCGCGUCUGCCCUCAGUGCGGCCUCUGGAUUUGCCUACCUCGUUCUGCAGCCGAAGUCGACCUACAAGUUGGACAGCUUAUCGAGCGAAGACUCGCACAGCGUCACAUCGUCAUUCCCUGCCAUGCUCGUCUAUGUUCUAAUGGCAUUGAACGUAAGUAUCGGUGUACCUGCUACUCUAGCAUUUUCGAAGGGUGUGUUUGAAAAAUUCGGCCUCAGUUCGGCCUCAUCCAGCUAUUUGUCUAUCGGGUUUCCUCUUGUUCAGAUGAUUUUAAUUCUUAUUCUCUACAAAAGUGUCCUGGAUAGGAAAAUUCUUAUUGUUGGUGGCUACAUUGUAGCAAUCAUUAUCCAAGUAAUUCUACUCAUAACAUCAUUUUACCCGUAUCUACCAAUGAUGCACAAAACUGUUGCUCUGAGCUCUCUCUUUUGGUUACUGGCCGUCGUCUGUUGCGUCCCCUGCAACACUGCGCUUUGUUUGAUAACAGAGCAGUUUGCUUCCUCUAAUGAACAAAUGACAUUUGCCAGCAGAGGACGUGCUCUCAUGUGGGUAUUGGCCACCAUAAGUACGGGGACAUUCACAUGGACGAUGGAGAAGUACGGUUUUUCGGCGUGUUUUGCGCCAUACGUUAUAAUCUCGGCUGUUUUGAUGGUCGUUCUAAUAAUAAUUUAUCCUCGAAAAGUGCAGGAACAGUGA
Necator americanus (New World hookworm) is the source of this 1323-nucleotide messenger RNA. RefSeq lists its product as uncharacterized. The transcript has 13 exons. Gene Ontology annotation, cellular component: membrane. The record is from RefSeq and is a predicted model, not a curated record. Gene Ontology annotation, biological process: transmembrane transport. NCBI's taxonomy places the organism in Eukaryota, Metazoa, Nematoda, Chromadorea, Rhabditida, Ancylostomatidae. Bases 1 to 1323 code for a protein of 440 amino acids. Gene Ontology annotation, molecular function: transmembrane transporter activity.